AUGAUGGAAGUGCCAAUAAUAUCACCAUCAGUUCGAAAGGUGUUUGUUUUGUUGUCAUGUACUUUUCUCGGCCUAAUCUGCGGAACAUUGUAUCUUUAUUCAUCCUACAGUCCUCAAUUUGCUAAACAACUCAAUUAUACAGCUACAGAUGCCUCAAGGAUUGCAUUAAUGGGCACUAUUGGAAUAGCGGUAUCGGGCCCACUAGCGGGGCUAGUUGUUGACAAGAAAGGCUACUCUGUAUCUUUAGUCAUUGGAGGAUUAUUAAUUGUUGUGGGGUACUUGGCAAUGAAGAAACAGUUUGAUCAUAUUUACUCAAAUGUGUCUUUGUCAGCUACGUGUAUAUUCUUUGUUGGCUGUGGAUCUACUUUCAUCAAUCUGGCGUGUUUGAAAUGCUGUGCUGUAAGUUUCCCAAGUAUUAGAGGUGUGGCCACGUCGUUGCCUUUGGCACUCUACGGUUUAAGUGCAUUAUUCUUUUCUGUAAUCGCUUCAGUUUUCUUUCCUGGUGAUACGUCGAUGUUCUUGGGUUUCCUUGCUUAUUCUACAGUGGUUAUAUUUGUAAUAUGUGCUCCGAGUGUGAUAGUUUGUGAUUGGGAACAUAAGUUGAGAAAGACAGUGCAGAACAAACAUAUGAGUCUCGAUUCUAUUGAGUUGUCUACUAUGAGACCUUCGAUGUCGCGCACUCCGCUGUUAAACCUUAGCCCUCGAACUUCGGUAAGAAAUAGGCCCUUUGGAGUUCCAGAUGUGGACAUUAGUGGAACUCAUUUAGCGAGGUCGUGGAAAUUUUGGGGUAUAUUUAUUAUCACAGGCUCAUUGGCUGCGUUAGGACAAAUGUAUAUAUACUCAGUGGGAUAUAUGGUAAAGGCCCUAGUUACGAACCUGCUACUUAAAGAGAUCGAACAUUCAGAUGGUGCUUUAACAAAAAUCGAGCAGCUUAUUCAAAAAGAUCAACAACUUCAAGUCGGACUCCUAUCAAUUGCUAAUUGCGUUGGUAGAAUUUCAUCUGGGGUGUUAGGUGAUGUGGUCCAAUCUUUCAAUAAACCUAGAUCGUUGCUCUUGUAUGUACCUUGCAUUGGAAUGAUGGUCGCUCAAGUCAUGAGUUUACUGAUAAACGAAUAUGGAGGAUUAUCUGCUGACUCUCUUCUAACUGGCUUUUCGUAUGGUUUUACAUUUUGUAUCAUGCCAAUCAUUGUGGGGGAUUCUUUUGGAAUGGAAAAUUUCUCGUCAAAUUGGGGCAUUGUUGGACUAGCACCUAUAUUCCCUAGCUUUUUUUUCACAAGUUUAUUCGGUCAGAUUUAUGACUCUCAUACUGAGCCAUAUAGUAAUUCUCGUUUUAAACUUUGUGUUCUAGGUAAUUUAUGCUACAGUGCCAUUUUCAAGCUCACAAUUGUCAUUACAAUUUUCACGCUACUAAUAAUUUCUGUGCUUAAUUUCGGAAAUCUAAUCGUUAAACGAUCAAAAUAUUCUGAGCACAGAAAGCUCAGCCUGUAG
Molecule: messenger RNA, 1488 nt
Organism: Priceomyces carsonii
Lineage: Eukaryota; Fungi; Ascomycota; Pichiomycetes; Serinales; Debaryomycetaceae
Exons: 1
Coding region: 1-1488 (495 amino acids)
Cellular component (GO): fungal-type vacuole membrane
Source: RefSeq, a predicted model, not a curated record